Molecule: messenger RNA, 2784 nt
Organism: Osmerus eperlanus (European smelt)
Lineage: Eukaryota; Metazoa; Chordata; Actinopteri; Osmeriformes; Osmeridae
Exons: 15
Coding region: 328-1902 (524 amino acids)
Biological process (GO): signal transduction
Molecular function (GO): protein binding
Source: RefSeq, a predicted model, not a curated record
UGUUGCUCGGAAGAUCUAAAGGCCUACGACUACAUUUAGUCAUUUAGCAGACGCUCUUAUCCAGAGCGACUAAUCCUUUUGAAAGGACUAUUUAAAAAAGGAUGUAGUUUAUCCUAAACUUGAAUACACACAAUAAGAAUGCGUAAAACAAGACUGCUUGCUACUAUGACAAAGUGAACCACGAGAACUCACAAAAUCAUGUUUACCUCCGUACAUAAUUUCAAACGUGGUUGACGGUCUGCAUGGUUGCGGUUUUAAAGAGACAGGUGACACAAGGCGCUAUCACGGAAUAUAACCGGUUCAUCCGACCCUGCACGGAGAGACAGGAUGGUGGCAGAGAUGGCGAGUCUGGGAUCCUCCUGUUGCCUAGAAGAGGGGGAUGGACACAUCCCAGAGCCAGACCAGAAAGGUCACCUGGCUGAGAGUGAUCAGAGUGGAUCAGAGACCGCUGGGACAGUCACAGAGGAAAGCUCUGAGGAGGAGCAAGAGGAGGAGCAGGAGGAGGAGGAGCAGGAGGAGGAGGAGGAUUGUGAAGCUGACCCAGCCUCCAGCCCUAUAGCCUCCAGACCUGCAGCCUCCAGCCCUGCAGCCUCUAGACCUGCAGCCUCCAGCAGAGAGGAUGUGAUAUUCAAGUCCUGCUGUGAGAAAUGCAAAGCUAUUCAGCAGAGCCCUGGAGGUGAGCGGGUCACCCCUAGGAUGCUAGCUCGAGGACAGAUGCAGCUGCAGCUGGAGGACGAGGGGGUGUUCCAGUGCUCGGUGACAGGUCUUGUGUUUGAGGUGUCUGAGAAGGUUCUGCUGAGGUACUCCAUCCUGUCCUGGUCCAAGUUUGGAAAGUUCCUCACAGACGCCUGGAGUUGCGCCGGACCCAUCUUCAACGUGGACUGUGUCAACAAGGACUCGACUGUCCUCAAGUCCAUCCAGUUCCCACACACCCUCUGCCUUGCUGACCCAGACAGCCAGGUCUCCUUCAGGGUGCUGCACCUGAAGGCUGGCCGGCCGCUGAUGGAGCCGUGUGUGGAUCACUCCGGCAGCCAUGUGAAGUGGUGUGUGUCGUCCCUGUCCCCCGUGGGGCCUGUGGCCCAGGCCAGCCCCGCCCAGCGGCACCACGCCGUGGUCCUGCUCUACCGGGAGAGAGGCCUCAAGGCACACUGCUUCAGAGUCUACCUAGCCCCUAACAACUCCUCAGACAUCAAGGACAUUGGAAAGGAAGUACGCAGCUCCAACAGGAAGUUCCAGAAGGUGGACAAGCCUCCCACCUGCAGCCUGGAUGAGAGGACAUACCGUCUGCUGACCGAGCCUGAGGGGGAGAUCACCCCGGAGAAACUGUCCUUUACGCUGGCGGUCACCAAGCUGAAGGGGUACUUCGAGGUUUUCUUUGAUCACUCCCCCCCCUUCAAGCUGUCCCUCAUGGAGACAGAGUCAGACCAGACCAUCUGGUCCACCUACAUCAGGGAAGAAGACUGUGUGGACCCUGUGGAGCCUCAGAAGAAAAAGACCAUCAGUAGGAAGAGAAGUAGCACGUCGGAAGAGGAAAUUACCAAUAAGAGAUCCCGCUGGACAGAUGAGUCAGACGGCUGCAUCACGGCCACGGCUCCGCGCCCCGAGGUGACAGACAAGCAGCUGUUGCAGGUGGCCCGGCGGCUGGGGAAGGAGUGGCGGCAGGUGGGCAUCUUCCUGGGUCUGAGGAGCCGAGACCUGGACGAGCUGCAGGCCGGGGAGAAGGACGUCACCAUGCAGAAGUUCAAGAUGCUGGAGGAGUGGAGGAGGCAGCAGGGGCAGCAGGGGCAGCAGGGCCAUGCCUCGCUAGAGAAGCUGAAGAGCAGCCUGGAGGAGCUGGAUGACCUGGCGCCAGAGGUGCUGCUGACCCUGCAGGAAAUGAUGGACAACCAAGCCGACAAAUGAGACAUCUCAGACCAUUUAAGCCCCACCCCCAACGGACUCAUCAAGGAAACAGAGAACCAGUGGAAGGGACUUUUGAACUUUGAACCCUGAACCUCUGAUGUAGGUUUCAGCUGAAAGGCUUGUGGCUGGGCAGUCAGGCUCCCUGACUAGUACUGCACUAUAAUCCUGACUCCCCGCACCUCCUAUAUGUGGUGUUGCAUCUUAUUUCUCAGUCAAGGCAUUACCACUUAAACUCUACAAGACAAGGGACCAACAACGGUAGCUAAUAAAUAAAUAAAACUGUAUAUAUAUUUUUUUGUAAACAUUUUUUCUACGAUAUUCUUUGUUAAUGUUCUGUAUUUUUAUAUAUAUUUAGUUUGGAUCAUGCCUUGAAAUCAACGUGCUGCCAGAUGAAAAACAAAAAGAUGAAACAUAAUGAUGUAAUAAUGUUUGCAUCUGAUGCUGUUUGAAAGUAUGUAUGAGUGUUGAGUUUGAGACGACAAGUUCUCUUAAACCCCGUCCGUGAUCAUUCCAGACGUUUUGUGAUGUCAUUGUGAUGUCACACCUCAGGGCCUUUAACAGAGUUCUGUACAAGUGGAGGAGCGUCAUUAAACUGAAUAAAACAAUAGAAUGUUUUUCUACAUCUUAGUUUGAAUUGUGAACCAUGGUGAAUGUUUUGUGCUAGUGUAAACAUGUUGGGUUCUACCUGUUAACAUUAGUUUACGUAUAAAUAUUUGAGGUAUUAAGUGUAAUUAUAUUGUAUACUAGUGUGAAGAUAUUGGGAAUCGUUACUUAUGAAUAUACUGUAAAUAUAAGCAAACACCUCAUGUUAAAAUGCAAUAAAUACUUUAUUAAAUACAGACCAAUAAAUAACACCCUCAUAUAAAUAAUCUCCCAUAAAUA